Molecule: messenger RNA, 3745 nt
Organism: Engraulis encrasicolus (European anchovy)
Lineage: Eukaryota; Metazoa; Chordata; Actinopteri; Clupeiformes; Engraulidae
Gene: caiap
Product: CARD- and ANK-containing Inflammasome Adaptor Protein
Exons: 5
Coding region: 1408-3732 (774 amino acids)
Biological process (GO): regulation of apoptotic process
Molecular function (GO): protein binding
Source: RefSeq, a predicted model, not a curated record
UUCUGGUUUUGAUAUUGCCACUUUUUCUACAUGAUUUUAAUAGUGGCUGUAUGUCACUCCAUUGAUAAUGCUUAAAAUCUGAAACAUAUCCCCCCUUCUGGUUCUUCAACAAAUCGCACCCUGGAUAUAACAUAGAUUCCUCAACAACAACAGCACAAGAAGGCUGCAUUAUAUGGCUCUUUUGGUUUACAGAAUCUUUUACAAAAAACUCAAGUCUGGCCUGUUUAUGAAGGCAGUGGAUUCCUCUCUUUUAAAACUUCUAUAUGGUAUGCCUAGGCUAUAUAGUAUUUUAUACUGUACUAUUGAUAUGGCCUACAUCUUUCUCCAAGGCAGCCUUAUGCUGAGCACAAUUAAUACUGAUGUGGCAUAGGCUAUAUGCAUUUCUUCCUUAUAAAUUAAGUGCAGGAUUGUAGUCAGAUGUUUCCUGAAACUAGCAUAACCAGAGAUGUAUAAAUUCGUAGAAGUACCCCACUCUGUAGGCUAAUUAAUUACAACACUAUAGUAGGGUAUUACAAUGUUGAAACCAUGUAAUAAUCAUACCAUUAGUGUUGUAAUUACAUCCAUACUUCUAAAGAGUAAAGAGUAGCCUACCUAAAGAAUACUUCUACUUUAUACAACUCUGAGCACAACAUAACCGUAUUGACACUUUGUGGCCCAUGAAAAAGCUUGCCAAACCUGAAAGAAGUUUACAGCCUUGGGUGUGGUGUGAGAUAGGAGGUCAAACACAAACACACAUCAACCACAUCAUAGUAACUAACAACAAGCAUGGAUCCUCAUCGGGUCACCAUAUUUUAAACACUUAACAUACUGUAUGUUAUGACUCUAGAAUAAUCCAUUAAAAAUGUGAUCUGCCAUCUCUGGUGAAUUCAUUGUAUUCAGGUCUGUUUAUUAGUCAGAAGAGAGAGUGUGAACAAUAGAGCACCAUGCCAACUUGAGAGCAGCAGGGCCCUUUUCCAGGGUUGCCAGAUGAGACUGAUUUCCAGCCCAAAAUGUGCUCAAAGUCCGCCUGGAAGCACUGAAUCCCACCCAACUUGAAUUAAAAUUCUGUUGAUUUCUACGGCAAAAUGUGCAGAACUACCCGCCCAAAUGCCCUUUUUGCCCAUUUAUACCCGCAGACGGUCUUCCUAAGCAGCCCAAUUGGGCGGGAAACCACCCGAUCUGGCAACACUGGCCUUUCCUCUAUUGAUCUGGUUGCUGUGGGGAUAGGCCUACAAGCUGGCUGGCUGGCUGGCUGGCCAGGGGACAAAGGCAACUAGAGUGCACCGAGCGAGCACCAUUUCAAACAAGCUUCUGUUCAGCCUUUGCUGAGCUACCAGAAAGUUUACAGGAGGUGGAUGAUGUGAACAGCACGUCUCUCGACGAAACUUUCUGAGAAAUUCACACGCUCAUGUACUUGUAGGAGUCAUCAUGUCCGCCGCCUCGACCAAAACCACAGUGAACCCGUACGCCAUCGAGGUCAUCCGGGCCAAAAAGGAGGAACUGGUGGGAGGUAUUUUAAACACGGAGGCGUUACUAGAUCUUCUGGCCGACCACGGCCUCGUCUCACACGACCAGAGGCUCCUGGUGUCCAGCGUCCGAACGCAGGCGGAGAGGAACUCGAAGCUUCUGGACAUCCUGGUUUCUCGCGGCGAGCGGGCCUGCCGGAUCUUCUUCUACCCGUGUUUGAAAAGAGCGGAGCCGGAGCUCUACCGGUCUGUGCGGACGUACGCGGGGCGCGUGAACGAGGACAUACGGGACGCUCGUCGGCAGCUGAUUGGCUACCUGCUGGAGAGGGACCAUCAGACACCCGGAACGGAGUCGGACACACACAAGUCAUCAGCAGCACUCAGGAAACCCUCCCUGGAAACCCCCCCAAAACUAAACAAGAAAAACAAGGCCGGGAUAGCCAAAAUAAUACCUGACCAAUGGGAGCCUCUGGAACCAGAGCCCCUGCCAAGCCAUAUCUUCACAGCCGUUGCCAACGGAGACCUCAGCCUCCUGGAGGACUUGCUAUCGGAGAGCAGCAGAGAUGUGAACUCCUUCAGACAAGGCUCAGAGUCAGACAGCCUACUGCACGUGGCUGCAGAGCACGGACAGCUGUCAGUCAUAGAGCUCCUCCUGCAAGGCGGGGCCAAGCUGGAUGCCAGGGACCAACAGGGACGCACCGCUCUGCACAGGGCCGCAGCCAAGGGCCACACGGCCGCCGCCACCGUGCUAGUCACGGCAGGGGCCGACAUCUACGCGUGCGACAACGCCUCGAAGACGCCCCUUCACCUGUCGGCACACAGUGGCCACGGGGAGACCGUGCAGGCCCUGGUGAAGGUGGAGGAGGAGGAGGGCAGGCAGCAAACGACCUUUCUGCACAUGGCGGCCAUGCGGGACGAGUGGGAGGUGGCGGAGGCCGUGCUGCGUGCAGGGGCGGAGCCGGACAGCCAGGACGGCGGCGGGAAAACGCCACUGUGCCACGCCAUCAGCAGAGGACACGAAAGAACCGUCACGGUGCUGCUGAACGCAGGCGCUCAAGUGGACUCGGACGCCAUGGCUUGUGCGUUUGACCUCAACAGCAAGUCCAUGCUGAGUCUUCUGCUUCAGAGCGCUCGGGGUGGAUGGAAGAUGACGGCGGAAUCCAUGAAUUCCACACUGUUCCGAGCGGUGCGCAGGAAUCUGGGUGGGAUCGUAACGGCUCUCGUCGAGGGCGGCGGUGCUGACGUCAACACUCGGGAUGGCCAAGGCUAUACACCACUGCUAUUGGCUGCGGAGCUGGGACACGCGGAGGCCUUCAAGGCGCUGGUGGACAAGAGCGCCAACCUGCAGGGAAGACUGUCCAACUCGAUGACCGCGUUGCACCUGGCCGCUCAGAGCGGCAGUGCAUCCAUAACACAGGUUCUGCUUGAGAAGGGCGUUCCUCCAAACAUCACAGGCCCCCGAGACCAGACUCCUCUCCACACGGCAGUCCUGCACGACAGGCCCUCGCUGGUCGGCCUGCUCCUCCGCUCCGGAGCCGACGUGAACUCCGUCACCCAGGACGGCCUGACGGCCCUGCACCUCGCCAGCCAGAGGGGGCAGACAGAGGUGGUGGCCCAGCUGCUCAGCGCCCCCCAGCAGCAGGCAGACCUCCGCCUGAGGGACAAGGAGGGCAGGAGUGCUCUGCACUGGGCGGCCGUCCAGGGGGAGGCCUGUGUGGUGAAGCAGCUGUUGGCGGCCGGCGCGGAGAGCAGGGCGCAGGAGAAGGAGAAGAAGACCCCACUACAUAUGGCCGCCACCGAGGGACACGCGGACGCCGUCACGGCACUGCUGCAGCUGGGCAAGGCUAAGGUGGAAGCUAAGGACAUGGAUGGCUGUACGGCUCUGCACCACGCCGCUGCCGGCGGACACACGGACGCGGCCAGGGCGCUCCUCUCCCUGGCCAAGAACAAGACGACAGUGGACAGCAAGAACACCUGGAGGCGGACGCCGCUGCACGCCGCGUCCGAGCAAGGCCACGAGGCCAUGGUGGAGAUGCUACUGAGCGCCGGUGCCAAGAUCAACGCCACAGACAGCAACAAGGACACGGCGCUGCACUGCGCCUGCCGUGUGGGACACCUGAGUACGGUACAGACGCUCCUCAGCUGGUCGCAUAAUAAGGAGAAGGCCAAUCUGAUGCUCACCAACAACGUCAAGAAGACGCCACUGCAGGUGGCCGAGGCCGGGGAUACGUCGAGUCACACAGACAUCGCUACUCUGUUGAAGAAAAAGAUGUUUUUGAUCAAAUGACAGCAUGUUGUUG